GUCCUCUCGGUCCUCCACCUACUCCACAUGCAAAGCCUGUCGAAUCCUGGGCAAUCACAGGCCGUUCGCUUGAGCUUUCUUUCCGCAGAAGAUCAAGCAAGGUAUGAAUCGCUCUUUGCACAGGCAACAUCGAGCUCUGGUAGUCGAUAUAUUACAGCUGUGACAGCCCGAGAGAUAUUAUCCCGAAGUGGUUUAAAUGAUGAUACACUUGCUAAAGUCUGGGAUCUGUCUGCUGUAACUCCUUCACCACAGCUGAGCUUUCCGGAAUUCGCUAUUGCCAUGUAUCUCACAUCAAAGGCUAUUACGGGUCAAGCUGUUCCUAGCUCACUUCCAGACGAUAUUGCAGAAGAAGUUCAAAUUGCUGUUGCUACAUUGGAAUCAACCGAUACCGCGAAAGAUACUUCAUCAGCACAGGCGCAAUAUCCUAUGAUGACCGGAGCUCAACAGCAAAUGCCCAUGAUGACUGGGUCCGUAAGUCCUAUAAACGGGCAACUAACUGGAAUGCAAGGGAACGGUGGCUUGCCUGGAUUAGUUCCUCCGCAAAUGACGGGUUAUCAACAAAUGCAACCUACUGGCCUGCAAGUACCUAUGAUGACUGGCGUUACACCGAUUAUGGGUGCAAAUCAACAAAUAGCUAUGCCUACAGGAAUGAAUGCUCAUAAUUUAGAUUUCACCAGCCGAAUGAUGCCUAUGCCUACCGGAAUGUACAUCGCAAAUAGAAGAAAAGAUUUCCAGAGUUUGGAAGGCAAGGUUAAAAUUCCAUGGGCGGUCACGACCGAAGAGCGAGAACGAUAUAGAGAAAUCUUCAAGGCAUGGGACAGCGAUAAGAAAGGAUUUUUGCCUGGCGAUACCGCCAAAGAGAUUUUCUCGCAAUCCGGCCUUGCUCAAAAUGUUUUGAUGCAGAUAUGGAACCUUUCGGACCCGAAUAAUCAAGGAAAGCUGAACGCAGAUGAAUUUGCUGUUGCUAUGCAUCUUAUUUACCGUAAAAUUAAUGGAUAUGACGUCCCAACAUCGUUGCCUGAGGAACUUGUACCACCUUCCAGCCGUGAAUUAAGCGACAGCGUCAAUGAACUGAGAAAGAAGAUUGUUAACGACAUUGUGAACAAGAAGAGCACGACUUCUUUCUCAUCUACCAGCUCCUCUCCAGUCUCACGAUCUAACCCUCUCAGUCCUAACGCUCCAAGAGGAAGGGAAAAGUACAAGGAUGAUGACUCUCAGGUUGGAUAUAUAUCAAGCGCACGCCGUAUGGGACCGGACCGUAGAGGCAAUCGCACACCAACGUCAGAUGGCUCGUCUCCCAGCCCUCGAUCAUCAACUCCUGAAUACCGUGGCAAGACCAGCCGAAUUUCAGAUCUUCGUAAGCAAAUCACAGAACACAAGAAUCGCUUAUUGAAGCUCAUGGAAAUGGGGGCAGCUAACGCCGCCACGCCUCUACAAUCCUUGUCAUAUCUGGAUAGAAAGGAUAUUGAGGAGAUUCAAGAUCGAAUCAAGGAAUUGGAAAAGGAAAUUGUGCGAUCGAAUGUUGAUCAGCAUAAUUCAAAGGACGUUUGGACUCAAUACUCUGAGGGUACAAGCGAACUUACUAAGCUCUCAGAAGAAGAAAGAAGUUUACAACACGAAGUGCAGUAUCUUUUAGAAAGUACGAUCCCUGAUCUUGUGUCACAGUUGAAAGACCUGGAUACCGAAAUUGCUGAAAAAAAGAAAGCGUAUGGAAAAUCGCAGGCUGGUGUCAGCCCUCAAGUCGAAUCUUCAGCUAUAUCCAGCCCAGCACCAGAAAUUGAUAUUGUCGGCACUGGGCCGAAUGGAGAGAUCACUGAAAGUGACAAAAUCAGGGCCAAGGCAAAAGCCAUGUUGGCGGCACGCAUGGGCAAAAUUACUGGUCAAACACAAGCUUUGGCUUCCGCACCAUCCAAUGCAGGAACUCAAUUGAUCAAAGAGGCAGAGGAUGAAAAGAAAGAACACGACGACAGACUAUUUGACUUCGAGCGCUCGCUUAAUCAGCUGUCUGGAUCUAUUGAUGGCAUUCGUCGAGAUAUGAGUAUCAUUGGCCUUGACUUCAAUGCUCGCUCAGAAGACGAACAGCGGCUGCAAGAACGAAAUCGAUUUGAAGAGGGUGAUGGUGUUGCUGACGAUUUAAGAACAUUCAUACGAGAGCUCGCAUUAGAGACUGCAAGCGCACGCGCACCUGAUGUUGAUCCAACCUUCACAUCUCGCUUCCCAUCAUUUGAGGAAACCGACGAUAGCCACACUUCGAUACCAAGCUCAUUUUCUCCUCCACCAAACUCUAACUCUCCUUACCUUGAUAUUUCUGGCUAUAAUACCUCUCCUGUACUCAGAAGCCCUAGUCCUAUCAAUCGGUCUGUAUCGCCAAGACCCAAAACUGCAGCUGAUAUCAAGAAAGAAGCUGAAAGACGAGUACAAGAACGUAUGGCUGCUUUGAGGAUAUCCCGUGGAUUAUCACCAUCGCCAAAUCCACCUUCAGAUCGUAUCAUAGAUCAAAGUCGGUCAACCAAACCUCAACCAGAUGCAGAUGAACGUGCAGCUCAAAAGCGAUUGCGUGAAGCUCAGCAAGUUGCGCAAGAAAAACUCCGUCAAGCUCGUGAACAUCGAGAGGAAGUUGAACGUCAAACUCAGCAGAAGAUGAAAGAAGCUGAAGAAAGAGCAGCUAAAGCAGCUGAAGAACUUGAAGCAAUGGAGAAGCAGCUGUCAACGGAGACAUCGCUUGCACAAGAACGUGAGCGACAACGACAAAUGGCCAAAAAAUUGGAAGAUGAGCGACGCAACAAAGCAGUACAAGAUCAAAAUGAUUCAGAAGUUGCACAAUUAGACGAAGAAGCUAGGGCUGCCGAAGCCAGAAGAUGGCAAGAGGAGAAGCAACAACAGGAUCGUUUGGAGAGACUUCGUCGUGAAAAAGAGGAUCGAGAAGCAGAGCAGCUCAGGUAUAAAGAAGAGCAGGAAGCUAUUAUUAAAGGUGCCAGGGCGGCUCGAGAAGCUGCUCGCCGAAUGGAAGAAGAAGCUGCUGCGUUAUCUGGUGGUAGAGGUGACUGGUAGUUUUCUGGGAAAUCUCCCAUGGGACUCAAGCGACCCUUUUGACAUAAUAAAUCAGGAUUCCAAAUGAAAAAAUGUGCCAUAUAUUAUUUUUGUUUUUAUAAAAUUAGCUUGCAUAAGCUAUCAACAUUGACCUGAACAAGUGUAACUAAAACGUGGAAAAUUACCAGUACUUGAAGGUAAUCAAGAUAUUCCACACGUGGGGGGAUUCAAACACGCAGUCGUGGAGUCCAGCAAAGGAGAGGUGUUAUAACUUGACCAAUCCAAGGGCUUGUCUUCUAAGG
Molecule: messenger RNA, 3332 nt
Organism: Umbelopsis ramanniana AG
Lineage: Eukaryota; Fungi; Mucoromycota; Umbelopsidomycetes; Umbelopsidales; Umbelopsidaceae
Exons: 5
Coding region: 28-3051 (1007 amino acids)
Biological process (GO): endocytosis; actin cortical patch assembly; endosomal transport
Cellular component (GO): actin cortical patch; nucleus; cytoplasm
Molecular function (GO): protein binding; calcium ion binding
Source: RefSeq, a predicted model, not a curated record